GCAAAUCCAUGGUGUUCCAUUGAUGCUCUCAUCUUGAGGCCUGUCCCACGUAUGGCGCCCUCACAUCGCCACAUUCAACUAAUCCACCCCAAUUUCUAAGAUUCUUUGCACCCUUCUCGCUCGCCGUGCGUUCCACUUGAGAGAAGUAGGAAAUUAGUUUAUAAUUCGACAGUUAGCCUCGUCUUCAGGACAUUACGUCGGUAAUUCAGCCGUAUAAUCCGCCACGAAUAGCUGCUCUCCUAGGAGUGCAUCAUGGAAGUCAAGGAGAGCCUGACUCAAUCUCCUGGAUCCGCUCUUCGUCGCUCAGCCAAUCACGACGGACGGAAUAGAUCCCUUCGAUGCAAUCCUAGAUGCCGACGACGGCUCCGAUGACGCCAGCCCGUCCCACACGAAAUCCCGGCCGUCGAAUCUCCUCCGUCCGAUCCAGCAGCUCUGGCGACGGCCCGUCGUGCGAUUCGCCGUGGCACAGAUCUUCGUCGUCUGGGUCGUCGCAGCGACGGUUCUCUACAUCCAAGACGUCGCAAUGUCGCACGAAGGGUCGCUACAACAUAGCGACAUCUCAGGCUUAGGUUUAGGCGGCGCCGGCGCCGGCGGCCAAGCAACCUUAUUAGAGCAUCUUAAGAAGCGCUUCCACGAGCGGUGUCCGAUGCGUCCUCCAGUUUGCCGCCCCAGAAUAGACAUGAAAGCGGUCGCGCAUAGCGCGAAGCACUUCUACGCGCAAGACAAGCCUGCGGACGGGGAAGCUGCGGCGGGAGUGGGGGGCGCGGGGGGGUCCGCGGAGGGAAAGAAUGGGACUAGCGCGGGCGGGGAGGGGAGGGCGCGGAGCGGGGGACGAGCUUCCGCUGGUGGUGUUCUUUGCGGGGAUCGAGGGGUCCGGGCAUAAGUUCUUUGAACAGGUGUUUCGGAACAUCAAGAAAGUUAACUUCAGCGUGGUGGCGUUCGAGCCGCUGCUCCAUCUCACCUCAGAGGAAACGCAAACACACGUCCAUGGCGUGGAUGCACGCUGUCCCCGUCUGCCCUAUGCUCGCCCGCUGCGAGCCUAUGCCAAGGAGAUGGCGGUGCGGCUGGCAGAGAUUGGCAACUCCCCAUACCUGCGCGCCCGCGAUUCCUACCCUCUGGGUCGGGUUUCGGACGCGCUGGCUCGGCCGGACCUGGUGCACAUGCUGCAGCUGGACGGGCUGCUGUUCAACCUCAAGGUGGUGGUGAUAUCGAGGGGCCUGCCUGACGCUGUUAGAUCGGCGUACAGGAUGGGGUACCAUGGAGGCGACCUGGGCCUGCAGGUGAGUCUCUCACUUGCGACAAAGGGGUGAGUGCCAGCCAUCACAGGCAGCCGCACCCUCACCUGGUGCACAUGCUGCAGCUGGACGGGUUACUGUGCAACCUCAAGGUGGUGGUGAUAUCCGGAGGCCUGUCGGAUGCCGUGCACUCAGCCUACUGCAUGGGGUACACGGACGCGACCUGAGCCUGCAGGUGAGUGUGGGAAAGAGGUCGCUGGGUGCUGUGGGUGGGGGAGGGGCACCUGGUGCACAUGCUGCAGCUGGACGCGCUGCUGUGCAACCUCAAGGUGGUGGUCAUCUCCAGAGGCCUGCCAGACGCCGUGCGCUGAGCCUACAGAAUGGGGUACCACGGGGGCGACCUGGGCUUGCAAGUAAGUAAGUAGGUAAGUCCCUUCCCUCGCAGAUAGCCGGACCUGGCGAGUCUUCUCCCGCUCUGACAAGCCCGACCUGGUGCACACACAUGCUGCAGCUGGACGGGCUGCUGUUUAACCUCAAGUUGGUGGCCAUAUCCAGGGGCCUGCCGGAUGCCGUGCACUCAGCCUACCGCAUGGGGUGCCAAGGGAGAGUCCUGGGCUUUCAGGUGAUGCCUUACUUUCUUUUUGAGUCGACUCAAAAAUCGACUCAUUACACACCAAGGGAGAGACCUGGGCUUACAGUUGAUGCCUUACUUGCUGCGCACGAUUGAGGGAACGACCUCGGGGCUCCAUUAU
Molecule: messenger RNA, 1987 nt
Organism: Closterium sp. NIES-67
Lineage: Eukaryota; Viridiplantae; Streptophyta; Zygnematophyceae; Desmidiales; Closteriaceae
Source: the annotation of a GenBank genome assembly